AUGAAGAAGAGUGAAGGAUGGCGGACGGAUGUGGAAGAAAUGUAUACUACGAAAUGGUACACUGCAUCGAAACUAAAAAUCAAAAUUGAGAAUUUGGCUACGAUUCCACCAAAUAUACACAUUUGGAGCAAAAUAAGGAAGGAUUUCCUUUCGAUGUAUGUGCUUGCUUAUCUUACGGGUUUGUGGAUUGAGAUUGAGAUUGUGAUUGAGUUUGCGAUUGCGAUUAAGUUGUCAAGACAAAUGAGGAAUGUGAAGGGAACACUUGCAGGAUUCGGUGGGGGGGGGGGGGGGAAUGUUGAGGCUUCCUAUUUGUCAAAUCGUAAUUUCAGCACUCAGCAGCAGCAUCGGGUUUUAAAAGACAUUCCGGAAUUUGUAAAGAUUGUAGAAGUUGGUCCGAGGGAUGGACUACCGUGUAUUUUGUGUGUUAACUUCUAUGGGUUUCUUUCCUCUCCAAGUACUGUCGUUCCAAUGCUUGAAGCUGUUAUUGGCAUGGUCCCGACUGACAUGCCUGCUGUCCAUUUUAAUGAAACUUAUGGGCAAGCUCUUUCAAACAUACUAGCGUCACUCCAGAUAGGAAUCAGCACAGUGGAUUCAUCAGUAUCAGGUCUUUGGGGUUGCCCGUAUGCUAAAGGAGGUUCCGGAAAUGUUGCCACGGAAGAUGUUGUGUACAUGCUGAAUGGACUUGGAGUGAAGACCAAUGUAGAUGUUAAAAAACUCAUGUUGGCUUGGGACUUUAUCAGUAAGCACUUGGGGCGCUCAUCUGGUUCAAAGACAGCAGUUGCCUUGGGUAAAGACACAGCUCCUGCCUCGAAGCUAUGAGGUACCACCACUAGAUUGUGCAAGUCUCAAUGUGUUACGCUCUAAAUUUAUUGAUACCUGAAAUAAAGAGGGGGAGUCACUGUAAGUUGUUUUGGUGAUGUGUGAUGUAUUGAUACAAGUACAUUUGUGCAAAGCAAAUGUGAGGUGAAUCAAAUUAGAGAAUUGAUGAGGACUAGAUGGAGACUUGAGGCAUGUUUGGUGACCCGGUUGGGAUAGAUUGUGACCAAUUGAAAUGGACAUGAGUUCAGUCUGUUGUUUGUUGUGUUAAAAUGUGAGAUAGACAUGAUGAGUUAUGAAUCCAAAAUAGAGUGGGUUAUUUAAUA
Messenger RNA from Malus domestica (apple), 1142 nucleotides. NCBI's taxonomy places the organism in Eukaryota, Viridiplantae, Streptophyta, Magnoliopsida, Rosales, Rosaceae. The record is from RefSeq and is a predicted model, not a curated record.